CGGAGUCGUCCCGAGUUCCACUCCAAUCAGCGGCGGCGGCAAACCAAUCAAGAAGCCCAGCUGUGCCGUGCCCCCACCCCCACGUCCAGCGGUCGUUGAGCACCACCACACCAUCUCCGUCUCCGUCUCCGACGACGACAACGACAACGUCGUCAUGGGCAACAGCUUGCGGUGCUGCCUGGCCUGCAUGGUCCCCUGCGGCGCGCUCGACGUGGUCCGCAUCGUGCACCUCAGCGGGCACGUCGACGAGUUCAGCUGCCCGGUCGCCGCGGCCACCGUGCUCGCCGCGAACCCCAACCACACGCUCACCACGGCGUGGUCACCGUCCGGCGCGCCCGGGUGCGGCGGCAGGAAGCUCGUCAUCGUGUCGCCCGACUCCGAGCUCAAGCGCGGCCGCAUCUACUUCCUCAUCCCGUCCGCGACACUGCCGGCCGACCGGAGGAGCGGCAAGAAGCAGAACAGCAGCUCCAAGAAGAGCAGCAGCAGCGGCAGCAAGCGGCCGAGCCGCCGUCACGGCGCCAAGAAGAGCGCCGGCGACACGGCGGAGCAGGACAACUACCUGAGGGAGCUGCUCUCCGAGAAGACCGCGUCGAGCGGCGGCGGCCACCACCGGAGGCGGCGGAGCGGCGCCCGCGUCGGCGUGUGGAGGCCGCAGCUCGAGAGCAUCGUGGAGGAGGCCUCGGACUAGAUCGACCGACGGCUCCAAGAGCCUCGAUCUCCGAUCCCCUCUUUGGCUUCGCUUACUCAUAUUCUUUUGGUUUUCUUUCUGAUCUGCCGAUGUGAAUACCACCAUCGAUCGAGGACGACGAGUCUGUCUCCGGCCGGUUCUCACCUCUCGAUCCCCCCUCGACACGUUGUAUUGCCAUGUCCAGGGCUGAGCGGUCUUUAGUUCGGGAGAUGAGGGGAAAAUUGUGACAAAAUAAUGGCAACAGCCAUGACCUGUACAGAAAAGAUUUGGUUGAGUUCAUCCAAAAUUUCAAACA
Molecule: messenger RNA, 983 nt
Organism: Sorghum bicolor (sorghum)
Lineage: Eukaryota; Viridiplantae; Streptophyta; Magnoliopsida; Poales; Poaceae
Exons: 1
Coding region: 155-688 (177 amino acids)
Source: RefSeq, a predicted model, not a curated record